Messenger RNA from Penicillium soppii, 336 nucleotides. RefSeq lists its product as uncharacterized. Lineage: Eukaryota; Fungi; Ascomycota; Eurotiomycetes; Eurotiales; Aspergillaceae. The record is from RefSeq and is a predicted model, not a curated record. The transcript has 3 exons. Bases 1 to 336 code for a protein of 111 amino acids.
AUGGAAUUAGCUCUUGUCAAACGACUUUUAGUCCGGUCUUCUACCCCAUGCAUCCCUAGACUGACUCGGGCUUCCGUGCAUGGAAACGCCCAGUCUGAAAAUAAGGGUGACCAAAAAUUCAAUGUCGGUGCGACAUUCCCUGAUGACUUUGAGGACUCGCCUUUGAAAUCCGAAAUUCUCCAGAAGCAAAAUCCAAAUCCGGGGAUUGAGGACUCUUAUCACCCCACAAUGGAAGAUAUCUACGAAAGUGUCCGAGGAAAAUCGACUCCCCGAAGCGCGAAGGCAGCCAAGCCGGCUCAAGAGGAGGAGCGGGAGCCUGGAUUGGAUGAAAUGUGA